This is a messenger RNA of Anneissia japonica, 954 nucleotides long. RefSeq lists its product as uncharacterized. The record is from RefSeq and is a predicted model, not a curated record. NCBI's taxonomy places the organism in Eukaryota, Metazoa, Echinodermata, Crinoidea, Comatulida, Comatulidae. The transcript has a single exon. Gene Ontology annotation, biological process: DNA integration. Gene Ontology annotation, molecular function: nucleic acid binding. Bases 1 to 954 code for a protein of 317 amino acids.
AUGUCAAGCAUGCCAAAAGCACCCUGGAAGGAAGUUCAAAUGGACUUUAAAGGGCCAUUACCAAAUGGAAAAUAUCUUUUGGUCGUAUACGAUUUAUAUAACCGUUUUCCAGAGGUCGAAAUUGUAACAUCGACGUCGGCACAAGCAGUAUUGCCAAAACUCGAUGCUAUACUAGCACGACAAGGAAUUCCAGAGAUCAUCCAAACCGAUAACGGUCCGCCAUUCACAAGCAAUGAAUUUCGACAAUACGCAGAAUAUCACGGGUUUAAACAUAAACGAAUAACACCAUUGUGGCCACGAGCAAACGCGGAAGUAGAACGAUUCAUGUCAAAUUUAAAGAAAACUCUCUUAACAGCAAGUAUCGAACACCGAAACACACAACAAGUGUUGUACGAAUACUUACGACAACACAGAGCAACGCCACACACUACAACGCAGAUAUCCCCAAUGGAACUUAUGAAUGGGCGAAAAAUGUCUACUCGCUUACCAGAGAUCACUAUAGCUAGAAAUGACGAUGAGAUUCGUAAAGUCGAUUCAGAAAAUAAACAGAAAAUGAAAGAAUAUGAAGAUAGAAAACUUAAUACUAAGGAAAGUUGUCUAAAAGUAGGAGAUAGAGUAUUACUUAAGCAAAGGAAAGGAAAUGCAUUUACUGCACUGUUUGAUCCAAAGCCAUUUCGUAUUAUAGAAAGAAACGGUAAUUCCAUAAGAAUUCAGAGAAAUGACUUGCAACUUUGGAGAAAUGUUAGCCUUGUUAAGAAGGUAGUAGAAGGUAUAAAAGAAAUGGAUGAUCCCUUAAGUGACGUAGAGCUGGAUAGUAUUGUAGAAGGUGAUUCUAUAACCGAAGAAAGGGGGGAAAAGGAAAAAGGGAAAACUUUGUCAAAGCAAACAAUAACGAGAAAGAGUCUUAGAAACAGAAGAAUGCCAAAAAGGUAUAAUGAGUUUAUAUUGAACUAA